AGUCAAUGACCCUUCUUUUCAAUCCCCUUUUAUUCGUUCCCAAAAAUAGUUUAAAAAAAAAAAGCAAAGGGUAUCGAAGAAGUGCAGAGCAAGGUCCAGUAACGACGCCGUUCCUGUAGAAUGUUUAAGAACACUUUCCAAUCUGGAUUUCUCUCCAUCUUAUACAGCCUUGGGAGCAAACCUUUGCAGAUAUGGGACAAAGAAGUUGUGAAUGGACAUAUAAAGCGACCACAGGAUGAAGACAUACAAUCAAAUGUGCUGGAAAUAGUUGGAUCAAAUAUUCAGUCGACAUACAUUACAUGCCCAGCUGACCCAGCUGCAACACUUGGCAUAAAACUUCCAUUCCUUGUUAUGAUUGUGAAGAAUAUAAAGAAGUAUUUCACUUUUGAGAUUCAAAUUUUGGAUGAUAAGAAUGUCAGAAGACGAUUUCGAGCAUCUAAUUUCCAAGCUGUCACUAGAGUUAAGCCAUACAUUUGCACCAUGCCGCUUAGAAUGGAUGAUGGGUGGAAUCAAAUCCAGUUGAACUUAGCGGACUUCACGAAGAGAGCAUAUGGCACAAAUUAUAUGGAGACGCUGCGGGUUCAAGUGCAUGCAAACUGUCGCCUGAGAAGGAUAUAUUUCUCCGAUCGCUUGUAUUCUGAAGAGGAACUACCACCAGAAUUCAAAUUGUACCUUCCGAUGCAGAAAGCAUGAACAAGUCAUAGCAUGAGGAAUUCAGAGCUUGAAGGCGGUCGAGCGAUGGAUUUUUUUUUUUCGAACACUAUAAUUGUUCUAUUUCCCCUCUUUCUGUCAGAAAUUAAGCAGUAGUUUGGUUCUGAUGUAUGGUGAUUUAUGCUUAUAUGUGAUAGUAUCUUGCUAAGAACACAAUGAUGAAUGAGAUGCAACUGGGAUUGCAUGAAUAAUGUACAUUACAUGGUUAUAUGAAAGCUGGCCUGUAUGCUUUUCUAAUGGCCCGUGUGUGAUUCUAGGGUUUCAUGAAAUAGACGAUCAAACACGUUGUUAGUGACAUUUGUAUAGGGCGAAAAAAAGUUUUGGCCUCUUAUGGAAUUCGACAAAAAUGCUUGCAGAU
Arachis stenosperma is the source of this 1069-nucleotide messenger RNA. RefSeq lists its product as uncharacterized. The record is from RefSeq and is a predicted model, not a curated record. Lineage: Eukaryota; Viridiplantae; Streptophyta; Magnoliopsida; Fabales; Fabaceae. The transcript has 6 exons. The coding region runs from base 121 to 693 and encodes 190 amino acids.